AUGGGAGCCGCCAUGUUUGGAUACGAUUCAGCCUUCAUCGGCGGCGCAUUGACGCUACCCUCCUUCCAAAAGCGCUUUGGCCUGGAAUCUGCCCAUGGGACCAAACUUGCCAACCUGAAAGCCAACAUUGUCAGCACUUUCCAGGCUGGAGCCUUCUUCGGCGCCAUCUUGGUGUAUCCCGUAACGGAGAAAUUUGGCCGACGACUAACGCUGCUCUUGUGCGGACUUUUGUUCAAUUUGGGGGCCAUUGCGCAGCUAGCCUCUAGCGGUCACGUCGGUGCGAUCUAUGCCGGACGCGUCCUUACAGGACUCGCUGUCGGUGCAUCCUCCUUGAUCAUCCCGGUUUACAUCUCCGAGUCCUCACCUCCUGCUAUCAGAGGCCGCCUAGUCGGCCUCUUCGAGUGCUUCCUCCAAGUUUCUCAAGUCAUUGGUUUCUGGAUGAACUACGGAGUCAGCCUUCACGUUCCGAAGACCCUCGACAAGCAAUGGCAGAUCCCGUUCAGCUUCCAAGUCGUCCCCGCUAGCCUUCUUGUCAUCCUGAUGUUUUUCCAACCCGAGUCCCCUCGCUGGCUCGUCAAAGCAGGCAAAGCGGAUCAAGCUCGACGAAACCUAUCGAGACUGAGACAACUCCCGUUGGACCAUGAAUAUAUUUCCUGGGAAAUUAAUACCGCACAGCGUCAGAUCGAGGCCGAGAACAGCUUGGGAGCCAAUCGAUCCGUUUGGGCCAAGGUCCAGCAGGCCUUCACCCUCCCGGGGAACCGACAACGUCUGCUUAUCGGCAUGGCCUUGAUGCUGCUCCAGAACAUGUCCGGCAUCAAUGCACUGAACUACUACUCGCCGGCUAUCUUCGCGGCCAUCGGUUUCAGCGGAACCGACGUCUCGCUGCUCGCCACAGGCGUCUUCGGCCUCGUCAAAGCAACCACGACCCUGAUCCUCAUGCUUUUUCUCAUCGACCGCCUGGGACGACGCCGAGCGAUGCUGAUUGGGUCGUGUGGAGGCAUCGUCGCCAUGUACUAUCUGGGCGGCUACACCGCCCAGUCACAUUCGUUUACAUCCGAGCAUGUGCCGAAGGAUGGCGGUGCUUACAUUGCGAUCCUCAUGGUCUAUCUCUUUGCCUUCUUUUACGCGCUGUCGUGGAACGGCGUGCCUUGGGUCUUCUGCUCCGAAGUCUUCCCCACCGCCAUCCGCUCCGUCUGCCUAGUCUUCACCACAUGCUCCCAGUGGCUCGCCCAGUUCAUCAUCGUCUACUCGACCCCUUACAUGAUGACCAACAUCACCUACGGCACCUUUCUGCUCUUCGGCACCUCCCUCGUCGUCGGCAUCGUCUUCAUCUACCUCUUCUUCCCGGAAACCAAGGGCCUGUUGCUGGAGGAAAUGGACAUUCUUUUCAGUCAAAGGGGCCCCGCUACCGCCAAGAGACGAGAGACCGAUCGCAUCAUCCAGGACAGACGCAACGAUGGACAUGCGCAGGCCGUGGUCGCGGAAAAGCGGGAUGAGAAAACUGAUCCAAUGAUUCAUGUUGAAGCGGUGUGA
Letharia lupina is the source of this 1533-nucleotide messenger RNA. RefSeq lists its product as uncharacterized. The coding region runs from base 1 to 1533 and encodes 510 amino acids. The transcript has 4 exons. Gene Ontology annotation, cellular component: membrane. Gene Ontology annotation, biological process: carbohydrate transport; transmembrane transport. Gene Ontology annotation, molecular function: carbohydrate:proton symporter activity. The record is from RefSeq and is a predicted model, not a curated record. Lineage: Eukaryota; Fungi; Ascomycota; Lecanoromycetes; Lecanorales; Parmeliaceae.